Molecule: messenger RNA, 2820 nt
Organism: Callorhinus ursinus (northern fur seal)
Lineage: Eukaryota; Metazoa; Chordata; Mammalia; Carnivora; Otariidae
Source: RefSeq, a predicted model, not a curated record
CCGGACUCCAGGGGACUUGGUGUCCUCUCUCCUUGCCUCCCUGCUGCUGCUUGAGAGAGGCAUGUUCUCUCCGUCCUCCCCGCCCGCCGGGCUGUUGGAGAAGGCCUUCCGGUACAUCGAUCUCCAUCAGAAUGAGUUUGUACAGACGCUGAAGGAGUGGGUGGCUGUGGAGAGCGACUCGGUUCAGCCCCAGCCCCGCCUCAGACGGGAACUCUUCAGAAUGAUGACGCUGGCUGCGGACAGGCUCCGGCGCCUGGGAGCCAGCGUGGACUCCGUGGACCCGGGUGUUCAGCAGCUGCCUAAUGGUCAGAGUCUCCCGAUACCUCCCAUCAUCCUGGCUGAACUGGGGAAUGAUCCAAAGAAACCCACUGUGUGCUUCUAUGGCCACUUGGAUGUGCAGCCUGCUAGACAGGAAGAUGGGUGGCUCACAGACCCUUACACGCUGACGGAAGUGGAUGGAAAACUUUACGGACGGGGAGCAACAGACAAUAAAGGCCCUGUUUUGGCAUGGAUUAAUGCCGUGAGCACCUUCAGAUCCCUGGAGGAAGAUCUCCCUGUGAAUAUCAAAUUCGUCAUUGAAGGGAUGGAAGAAGCCGGUUCCGUUGGCCUGGAGGAACUGGUCAGAAAGGAGAAGGACCAGUUCUUUUCCAGUGUAGACUACAUCGUUAUUUCAGAUAAUCUGUGGCUCAGCCAGAGGAAGCCAGCCCUCACUUAUGGCACGCGAGGAAACAGCUACUUCAGGGUGGAGGUGAGAUGCAGAGAUCAAGAUUUUCAUUCAGGAACCUUUGGGGGUAUCCUCAGUGAACCCAUGGCUGAUUUGGUUGCUCUUCUUGGUAGCCUUGUAGACUCCUCUGGUCAUAUUCUGAUCCCUGGAAUCUAUGACCAAGUGGCCCCUCUUACUGAAGAGGAGAGAAAGAUGUAUGAAGCCAUCGAUCUGGACCUAGAAGAAUACCGGAAGAGCGUCCAGGUUAAGAGAUUUCUGUUUGACACCAAGGAGGAGAUUCUAAUGCACCUAUGGAGGUACCCAUCUCUUUCAAUCCAUGGGAUUGAGGGCGCAUUUGAUGAGCCUGGAGCUAAAACAGUCAUCCCUGGCCAAGUUAUAGGAAAAUUUUCAAUCCGUCUCGUCCCUCACAUGAAUACAUCUGUGGUGGAAAAACAGGUAACAAAUCAUCUUGAAUAUAUAUUCUCCAAAAGAAAUAGUUCCAACCAGAUGGCUGUUUCUAUGACGCUAGGACUACAGCCAUGGAUCGCAAAUAUUAAAGAUAAACAGUAUCUGGCAGCAAAAAGAGCCAUCAAAACAGUGUUUGGAACAGAGCCAGACAUGAUCCGGGAUGGAUCAACCAUACCAAUUGCCAGAAUAUUCCAGGAUACCAUCCAAAAGAGUGUGAUGAUGCUCCCGCUGGGCACUGUUGAUGAUGGGGAGCACUCUCAGAAUGAGAAAAUCAACAGGUGGAACUACAUAGAGGGAUCCAAAUUAUUUGCUGCCUUUUUCCUAGAGAUGGCUAAGCUGCAUUACUAGUGACAGGAGCCUUCCAGCUUAGAUCUGACCUACUGACAGAUACCCUCUCCCACACACCUGCGCAGGAACAGAAUCUAAAGAUCCAGAGCAUUUCAGUCCAGGAAAUAAUGUUUUUCCUUCCCAUUUAAAAUGUCUUAGGACAUUUGGACCAGUAAUAAAAUAUUUUAAAGUCACAGACAUUGGAAAUGGCAUACUGUCCCCAUGGCACACCUUUCCAAAGUCAUCACUACCAGCAACAUCUCCCCAGGUCAGCUGCAGGAGCCCUGGGGCUGGACUCUUUCCUUGGAGCACCAGGACGGUUCUUCCAUUAGACUCUCCCUGGCAGUUCGAUGGGUCUGAUCCCUGCAGUGUGCUUUUAGGUUCUGAGGUGCUCCUGACGCAUCAUUAUUCCAUACAGUGUGCAGAUCACCCUUGCUCUUACCACACAUUCCUCUUAUUAGUAAAACUGCUGGUCUCACUGGCUACCAUGAUUUCCCUGGGGGUUCAUUUGUAGAGGAGUAACUAAAGCAUGAUGCUGUAUUAACCUCUUGCUUCCCCUUCAUUUAUUUUGCCUGCUUCUUCGAAAGUUCUGAAACAGAAAUGAGCAAUAGUCAUAUCCUUAUGCCAUUUGGGAUUCCCUGUGUGAAGAUGAGCACUUUUUCCAUUCCAAGGCUCUUUACCUUUCUUGGAUUGAUGCCAACCGACCACCCCUCCUGCACCCUAUUCUUUCUACUCCAUCGCUGAAGGCCCCCCCACCAACAUCUGCGCAUGUAAAGUCACCACCACGGAAUCAAUUCUGAUAGAAUUUCUCUCACCCUGUUGGAAUUUUACUCAGUACAUCUAAAUUUCUAAAUUGCUUAAAGCUUUUAAUAGCAUCAGUUUUAGAUAGAGAACGAAUCUAAUCAGCCCUGACAUCAGUAACACAUUCUAAAUUUAAAGCCAUCAGCUAAUGCUGCAUUCAAUUCAGUAAUCAUUUUAGUUAACCAUCUUGUUUGGCUUGAUUACAUUUGAUGGUGUAAACAAACAAACAAAAAGAAUAUAAUUUUUCUACAGUUGAGUGUAUGUAAACAAAUCAAUUCAAUCUUUAUAAAUUCAUUACUUGGAUCACAUUAAUGGAGAAGAAUUUAAGAGUUUAUUAAAAAUGUUUCUCUUAUGAUUCCAAAUAAAAUCAAAGCGUAACACAUUUAAUCUCUUUGUGGGUUCUUGAAAUGUCAGUUUUAAAAUUUGCAACACCACAUCCGAAAGGGCUGCACUAUAGGGCCAGCGAUUCAGCUUUUACCCUGAGUCUCGUCCCAGAAAUGGGACUCAAGGGGCGCCUGGGC